Molecule: messenger RNA, 1665 nt
Organism: Symbiodinium sp. CCMP2456
Lineage: Eukaryota; Dinophyceae; Suessiales; Symbiodiniaceae
Source: the annotation of a GenBank genome assembly
GCUGGCUUCUACGGCUGGCUCGCUUUUGUGAAGACCAAGAUCUUGCCAGCGGUGCAUGAGAGGUUCCGGGAGAAGCAGGAAGAUCGGUGGAAGGUGGCAGAAGCGGAGGCAGCUUGGGAUGCGCUGCGCCCGGCAAAUUCGGUUGCUGCCUCCGGCAAGUUGGAGAAGUUGGUGGAGCUGCUGGAGGAAUUCCAAGGCGUGGACAACGACGCAAACCGGAUUCUGGUGUUUGUGGCCCAGGUGGAUGAUGCGUAUGCGCUGGCUGUGACCAUCAACCGCUAUCUCGGCAAACCUGAUGUGGUGUCAGCAAUUCCCACCUAUCGCUGUGACACCGCAGAUGGACCGGUGCAUGUUUGGCGGCAUGCCUUUGACUUGCGUGGUUUGGGAGAUGGAGUUUGCAAGGACCCGCUCACACUCUAUCACUACACCAAUGGCUUGUGCUUCAGGAACGUGGGAAACAUGACGCAGUCGUCUUCUCAGCUAUUUGCAUCUUUGCUUGAUGAAAGGGCCCAUUUCGGGAAAGGUCUAUAUGCCAGCCAGCACGAGCCCGCUGUCUGGAACUCCCGCACGCGCAUCCUGCUAAACAACUACAGCAACGGCGAUCCCCUACGUGACCCAUUAGAUGCAGAGGGUGCUCAAAGGGUCAGGGAGUGGGGUGAUGAGAACAGGCACGGGCACCGGGCUGCAUAUUGCAUACCACUCAUCGUACCAAGAGACAUGGCCUACAACAUCUUCCAGAGACAAACGCCAGACAUUGCCGCGAAGGUGGUGGAAGACAGAAACGGAGAGACCAGGCACGUACGCCUUGGAGAAGAUUACAAAGGACGCCCCGUGCAUUCUAACCGGGAUGUCUGGAUCAUCCGGAUUGCUGAGGCCGGAGCAGUCGGACAUGCACAUGCGAGCACCGAUGAUGUCAUCAAUCUGCUGGAGCGGCGUCUGGCAAAGUUGCGAAUGUCAGCAGGAAGCCUUGACAGCAAGACCUUCGACUGUCUCUCCGAGUUAGGCCACAGAUAUCAAAGCCGUGCGCGUUUCGAUGAAGCUGAGCGACUUCUACGAGAGGCUUUUGAGGGAAGACUGGAGAAGUUGGGCGAGUCGGACCGCGGCACUCUAAACAGCAUGGCGGGGCUGGCAUCCGUGCUGCAGGAGCGAGGGCAGUUGGACGAGGCCGAGCCCCCGGUGCGCAAAGCCUUGAAGAUCAGCCAGGCCACUCUUGGUAGCACUGACCCUGCGACCCUCGGCAAGUUGGAUGCUGCGGCUACCCUUCUGCAGGCGCAGGGACGGUUCACGGAGUCGGAGGAAUUCUUUUCCCAGGCGCUGCAGGGCAAGAAGCAAGUGCACGGAAGCAACCACCCGGACACGAUCAUCGCAGUGGGUCACCUUGGCCUCGCUGUUCAGGAGCAAGGACGGCUGAGCGAAGCUGAAAAGCUCUUCCGCGAGGCGUUGGCCAUCAGUCGGGAGACCCUCGGCGAGCUGCAUCCCCACACGCUGACGAGCCUGAGCAACCUUGCAAGCGUUUUGCUGAAGCUGCGGCAGUUCAGUGAGGCAGAGGAUCUAUUCAAGGAGGAACUUGAAAAGUGCCGGUCGAAGCUCGGAAACAUGCACCCGGACACCCUCAUCAGCGUCAGAGCAGGGCCGGCUGAAAGAAGCGGAGCCCUUGAUCCGUGA